GGUUGGAAAAAGCUGUAGAGGGAUAAACCGGCGGGGUGGAUAUAUGUGUGUUCGCGUUUUUGUUCUUAACAAUUAUUUAAUUCCCUUUUCGAAACUGCGGACUGACACACAAGUGGAAGGCAAAUUGGGGUGUAUUCCGUCGUGUACCACUUUGACGAGAUCGUACUAAUUCGUCACGUUGUUCUGAUCAAACCGAUCAGAUCAGACGUCUUCGGAUAUUGUCCUGUGUGGAUACGUUACCCAUUAGGAUAAAGACAGCCAGCAAUCAAACUAGUGCAGUGGUUUAAUCUAAACAGACGAUGAGUACCCUGGAAUCUGUGGAUCGAGUCGAGUUGUGCGAGAGUCUGUUGACAUGGAUUCAGACGUUUGGAGUGGAGGCGGCGUGUAAAACAGUGGAGGAUCUGACCAGUGGGGUGGUCAUGGCCCAGGUCCUGCAGAAGAUCGAUCAUGUGUAUUUCAAUGACAACUGGAUAAGCCGGAUUAAGCCUGAAGUGGGGGAUAAUUGGAGAUUAAAGAUCAGCAACCUAAAGAAAAUCUUAAAAGGAAUCUUGGACUACAACCAGGAGAUCCUUGGCCAGCAGAUUAAUGACUUCACACUCCCAGAUGUCAACCUCAUCGGCGAGCACUCAGACGCAGCCGAACUGGGCAGGAUGCUGCAGCUCAUCCUGGGCUGUGCAGUCAACUGUGAACAGAAGCAAGAGUACAUCCAGACAAUCAUGAUGAUGGAAGAGUCUGUGCAGCAUGUUGUCAUGACAGCCAUCCAGGAGCUGAUGAGCAAAGAGACGCCGGUCACAGGAGGAAGUGAUACCUACGCUGAUCUUGACAGACAGCUCAAGAAGACGGUGGAGGAGCUAAACGAUGCUCUGUCCACCAAAGAGGAGAUUGCCCAGCGCUGCCACGAGCUAGACAUGCAGGCCUACCUCGUUCAAGAAGAACGUGAUAGACUGAGGUUAGAGUAUAUUGAACUAGAAGAAAGGGUGGCGGGGUUGCAGGAGGAGAAGAGCAGCCUGCUGGCGGAGAACCAGGUGCUGAUGGAGCGGCUCAACCAGUCCGACUCCAUCGAGGACCUGAACAGCCCCGCCGGCCGCAGACACCUGCAGCUGCAGACCCAGCUGGAGCAGCUGCAGGAGGAGACCUUCAGGUUGGAGGCAGCCAAGGACGACUACAGGAUCCGCUGUGAGGAGCUGGAGAAGGAGCUGCUGGAGCUAAGGGGCCAGAACGAGGACCUGACCUCCCUGGCCGACGAGGCACAGUCGCUCAAGGACGAGAUGGAUGUGCUCAGGCACUCCUCUGAUAAGGUGUCCAAGCUGGAGGGGAUGGUGGACUCGUACAAGAAGAAGCUGGAGGACAUGGGGGACCUGCGGCGGCAGAUGAAGCUGCUGGAGGAGAAGAACAACGUGUACAUGCAGAACACCGUCAGCCUGGAGGAGGAGCUGAAGAAGGCCAACGCCACACGCGGUCAGCUGGAGACCUACAAGAGACAGGUGGUGGAGCUGCAGAACAGACUGUCCGAGGAGUCCAAAAAGGCGGACAAGAUGGAGUUUGAGUACAAACGUCUCAAGGAGAAGGUUGACUCCCUCCAGAAAGAGAAAGAUCGCAUGCGGACAGAGAGAGAUUCGCUGAAGGAGACCAUUGAGGAGCUGCGUUGUGUCCAGGCCCAGGAAGGCCAGCUCACAGCAGGCAUGGGUCUAAUGGGCAGUAAUGAGGGCUCCGAUUCACUGGCUGCUGAAAUCAUGACGCCAGAAAUCCGGGAGAGACUCAUCAGACUCCAGCAUGAGAAUAAGAUGCUGAAGAUCAACCAAGAGGGCUCGGACAAUGAGAAGAUCGCUCUUCUGCAGAGCCUGCUGGAGGAUGCAAACAGCAGGAAAAAUGAGCUGGAGACAGAAAACAGGCUGGCCAACCAGAGACUGCUGGAGGGGCAGGGCCAGGUGGAGGAGCUCCAGAAGACCCUCCAGGAGCAGGGUCUCAAAGCUGAUGAUGCCAUUGCGAUCAUGCUGAAGAAGAAGUUUGAUGAGCAAUUGAUUAAACUGAAAGAGGUGACCAGUGAACUUCAGAAGAAGAACACCCACAUCGAAGACAUGGAAUCAAAGAGCAGCCAGACCUCUCAAAAGGUGGAGGAGCUGGAAGAGGCCUUGAAGAAGAAAGAUGAGGACAUGAAACAGAUGGAGGAGAGAUAUAAGAAAUAUCUGGAGAAGGCCAAGAGUGUUAUCCGGACUCUGGAUCCCAAACAGAACCAAGGUUCGGCUCCCGAGGUUCAGGCCCUGAAGAACCAGCUGCAGGAGCGGGAGAGGAUGCUACACUCCCUGGAGAAAGAAUACGAUAAGACAAAAACACAGCGGGACCAGGAAGAGAAGCUGAUCGUGUCAGCGUGGUACAACAUGGGCAUGGCCCUCCAAAAGAAGGCGGCGGAAGACCGACUGGCCAGCACAGGCUCAGGUCAGUCGUUCCUGGCCCGCCAGCGGCAGGCCACCAACACGCGUCGUACCUACCCUGGCCACGUGCAGCCCACCUCAGCCAGUGAUGUGAUUGCAUGACCGGCAGGGCGAGCUUGGAAGUGGGUGCAUGACCGUGCUGCUUGCAUGACUUAAUUUGCGUUGAGCCUGCAGAAAUAACCCAAUCAACACUAACCCUCCCACAGCCUCUCCCCCCUCCUACCCCCCACGCUUCUUCCCACCUGUCAUGUGGACCGCCGGGGUGGGGGAGGAGAUUCAGUCGUAAGUCUGGAUGUUCAGGAGACCCCCCUACCCCCCCCCUGAAACAAAUCUAUAAUUCCUCCCACCCCGCAACACCUUCCUGGGCCCUUACCAUUUCUACAGGGACAGAUGGGCUUGCAAGGCACUGUCUUGGGCUGGAGUGAGAGGCGCAGGCGAGGUGUAUGUAUAGGGAGAGCAGGAAGUAGGUUUUUGUUUUGCCUACUUCCAAGAUGGCCCCUGACCAGGUUUGACAGAUCCAGAGGUGGCAGAAUGAACUAGGAGGGAAUGGGUUCAUGUUAGCCUCCUACACUACCUAGAUGACCACUUUGACUAUUUUCGAGUAGUCGGCUGGACACCUUAAUGAAACUGCUCAGAGAAGCAAGUGAAAGGGUCUGGGACUGAGUUGUCAGCAAAUGAUCAAGCAGAAACCUUUUUGCUAAUAUGAAAUUAAAUGAAGACCACAUGAUUCCUGUAUUUUCCAAUUCAAAGCCCUUUCUAAUCAAUUUUCCUUAUUUGUUUUGCCACUAUGUUAUUUAAUUUAACUGUUAUGCCUUUUAUGCAAUACAGAGUGUUACUUUUA
Alosa alosa (allis shad) is the source of this 3273-nucleotide messenger RNA. RefSeq names its product hook microtubule-tethering protein 3 (gene hook3). The coding region runs from base 300 to 2534 and encodes 744 amino acids. Gene Ontology annotation, cellular component: cytoplasm; centrosome. Gene Ontology annotation, molecular function: dynein light intermediate chain binding; microtubule binding. NCBI's taxonomy places the organism in Eukaryota, Metazoa, Chordata, Actinopteri, Clupeiformes, Clupeidae. The transcript is spliced from 25 exons. Gene Ontology annotation, biological process: cytoskeleton-dependent intracellular transport; cytoplasmic microtubule organization. The record is from RefSeq and is a predicted model, not a curated record.